CACAGCCGGUAAGAUGAACGGGGCGCUGGAGCAUUCGGACCAGCCAGACCCGGAUGCCAUCAAGAUGUUCGUGGGCCAGAUCCCUCGCUCGUGGUCAGAGAAGGAGUUAAAGGAGCUGUUUGAGCCUUAUGGUGCCGUCUACCAGAUCAACAUUCUCCGAGACCGCAGCCAGAACCCUCCACAGAGCAAAGGCUGCUGUUUUGUCACGUUCUACACGAGGAAAGCUGCUCUUGAAGCCCAGAAUGCACUGCAUAACAUAAAGACCUUAACAGGGAUGCAUCACCCGAUUCAGAUGAAACCUGCAGACAGUGAGAAAUCUAAUGCUGUUGAAGACAGGAAGCUGUUCAUCGGCAUGGUGUCGAAGAAGUGCAACGAGAACGACAUCCGGGUCAUGUUCUCUGCGUUCGGACAGAUCGAGGAGUGCCGGAUCCUCCGAGGGCCCGACGGGCUCAGCAGAGGUACCUGUCGCUCUCUGACUCACCUCCAUCCAGACUCGCUGCACCUCAUGUCAAUAUAACUGCCUGAACGGCCUCUGCAGCUGCAGUUCAUUGUCGUGUAGUCGGUAAAGUCAUAACCAAUACUCACC
This is a messenger RNA of Nematolebias whitei (Rio pearlfish), 586 nucleotides long. RefSeq names its product CUGBP Elav-like family member 2. The record is from RefSeq and is a predicted model, not a curated record. Gene Ontology annotation, cellular component: nucleus; cytoplasm; ribonucleoprotein complex. The coding region runs from base 14 to 517 and encodes 167 amino acids. The transcript has 4 exons. Gene Ontology annotation, biological process: mRNA splice site recognition; regulation of alternative mRNA splicing, via spliceosome. NCBI's taxonomy places the organism in Eukaryota, Metazoa, Chordata, Actinopteri, Cyprinodontiformes, Rivulidae. Gene Ontology annotation, molecular function: mRNA 3'-UTR binding.